Messenger RNA from Cyprinus carpio (common carp), 3033 nucleotides. RefSeq names its product interferon regulatory factor 4-like. Lineage: Eukaryota; Metazoa; Chordata; Actinopteri; Cypriniformes; Cyprinidae. Gene Ontology annotation, biological process: regulation of transcription by RNA polymerase II; immune system process. Gene Ontology annotation, cellular component: nucleus. The record is from RefSeq and is a predicted model, not a curated record. Gene Ontology annotation, molecular function: protein binding; RNA polymerase II cis-regulatory region sequence-specific DNA binding; DNA-binding transcription factor activity, RNA polymerase II-specific.
UUGAUGUUUGGGUAAAAAUAUCCCUUUAGCACUUGUUGGAUCAGCCGAGGACCUGUUUUAAUGUGAAUGCAACAUAAAGAAAGAACGGAAAUGUUUAUUUUGAAAAAUAAGAUAAUAUGGUAAUUUCACUGUUAAUCCUCGGUCGGACAGCAGGGAGCAGCAAAUUCAACACUGCUGAACCUGAAACAGAUUGGUAACAGAUUUAAAGUUACUUGAUAUCAAAUACUUGACGAGUUCAUAUUUAAGCAAUUUGCGUAUAUUCUUUUUGGGGUUAAACGGACCCCGAGAAGCUCUGUGGAGUAUCAAAACACGUAAGACACAACGACUCUGACACUGGCCCCUUCUGAUGGGAAUAAGUGAGUGACCCCCGUGCGGUUCUGUGAAUUUCCUCAAAGCAAACAAACCUACUUCAACAAACAUCAAACACCAGGAUAACGGUGAUGACGAGCGCCGGGAGAUUUUCUGGCAUAUUUUAUCGACAGAUAUUUGUUCCACCGUGUGUGUGUUUGCGUCUCGCAGGGAUUUCCCGUAUGCUGGAUGUUUAUUCUUGCGGUUCUGCCGCGUUUCUCUGAAGUCUUCAGCUCUUAAUGGUGCUGGAGAAAGACGCUUCCUCGUAACGCUCCACCCAUCUCUCCACCUAACGCGCAUUAUUUAAGAAUAGAAACACCUUCCUCUGACAUGACUUGAGAAGUCGGCUUUGAAAGAGAAGUCAAGUUGUCUGCAUUCACAAAGACAUGAACUUAGAUGGGGACAGCAGCAUGUCAGUCAGUUGUGGGAAUGGCAAACUUAGGCAGUGGCUCAUCGAUCAGAUUGACAGCGGGGAGUAUCAAGGCUUGGUUUGGGAAAAUGACGAGAAAACCAUUUUCAGGAUUCCCUGGAAGCACGCGGGGAAACAGGACUACAACCGCGACGAGGACGCGGCGCUCUUCAAGGCUUGGGCCCUGUUCAAAGGCAAGUACAGAGAAGGCUUGGACAAACCAGACCCUCCAACGUGGAAGACGAGGCUCCGCUGUGCCCUGAACAAGAGCAAUGACUUUGAUGAACUGGUGGAGAGAAGCCAGCUGGACAUCUCAGAUCCUUACAAGGUCUACAGGAUAAUACCAGAAGGAGCCAAGAGAGGCUCUAAGUCCAGCAGUAUGGAUGACACCGCGGCACACGUGACACCUAUUAGUUAUCCCAUGCAUUCCACAUAUCCUGCUCUACAGCCUCAGAUGCCGGGAUACAUGCUGCCCCAGGAGAGACGUGACUGGAGGGAAUACAGCGGCGAUCAGCCUCAUCCUCAAGCUCCGCACGCUGAGUUACCGUACGGCCAGUGUCCGUAUCCACCCACGCGCUCCUUAGCCUGGCACCCAUCGGCCUGUGACAACGGAUAUCAGAUAUCUGGCUCCUUCUACACAUAUUCACCUACAGAAACCCAUCCAGUGGCAAUGGACCCCAAUAUAAGAUCAGCCGAAGCCAUGGCCAUUUCAGACUGCCGCCUGCACGUCUCUCUGUACUAUCGCGAGUCUCUGGUGAAGGAGGUGACCACCAGCAGUCCCGAAGGCUGUCGAAUCUCCUCCUCUUCGACUCCAGGAUCUCCUUCGUCUCCCUCGUCUCCGUGUCCGGAGGAGCGGCUGUAUGGCGGGGCCGAGCCCGUGCUCUUUCCCUUCCCGUACCCUCAGUCGCAGCGGCGCGGGGCCGAGAAGCUGCCCAACAUCCUGGAGCGGGGCGUGCUGCUGUGGCUGGCUCCGGACGGGCUUUACGCCAAGCGCCUGUGCCAGGGGAGGGUGUACUGGGAAGGUCCGCUGGCGCCGUACGCAGACAAACCCAACAAGCUGGAGAAAGAGCAGACCUGCAAGCUGAUGGACACGCAGCAGUUCCUCUCAGAAUUGCAGGGCUUCAUUCACCACGGCCGUCCCAUGCCACGCUCUCAGGUGGUGCUGUGUUUCGGAGACGAGUUUCCAGACCCUCAACGGCAGAGCAAAAUGAUCACAGCUCAGGUGGAACCCAUGUUUGCCCGGCAGCUCCUGUAUUUUGCAGGCCAGACCAACGGGCACUACUUGCGCGGAUAUGAGCUUCAGAGUCAAGGUGCUUUACCUGUAGAAGAGUAUCAUAGAAGCAUCCAGAACUUGCAGGAGUAACAGCCUUCAGGUGAAACCAGCUGAGAUACUGCGAAGCCCAGCCGCUCGUACAGACAGAGGAGACUAACGAAAGCCAAUGGAGGAUCCUUGACAUCACAAUGAAGACUUGAAAUCGUAUAGCGAUUACCUGACCAAGUGCCCAUUUUCACAUCCCAAAAGCUACAAACAUGCAAACCCAGCUCUUCAGACGCCACACAGUAUUGGAUGCAGUCAUUUUCUAUGAAAUUGUUCAGAGUGUCAGGUGAAUUAUGUCUCAUCAAGUUCAAAAGUUUGAGAGCACGUGGAAAAAUGGUUGUUUAUGGUUUUUUGUUUAUGUCAGCUUCUUCGCUGCUGUCAUGAAAGAAAAACACAAACCACAUGCUAAAACAUUGUCAGAUUGAGUUCAUUUCAAUUCAGCGUUUCACUCAAAUCAUGCUGAUAAUAUCAUGUAUAGUGAUAAAGGAUGCAUUAAAUUAGAAAAGAAUGCAAAGUAGGACAUUUCAGAAAGAAGCUAACCAAAAAUAAAACUACAAUCUAACUAUUUUUCUCAUAACAUAUAGUCAUUGUUUGUUAGUGGGUCAGAUAUUUUUGAUAAGUUGAUGUAUAGUUGCAUAGAUGUUCUUUUAUCGGUCUGUACUGCUUCUGCUUUUCUAACACAAUUCUCUGUUUUUCUUAUUGUUUUUAACUCAGCGCCGUGUAAGUAUUUAUAAUGCAUGCAUGUAGGUUUCUAUAUGCACAGCAGAAUGUACUGUAUAGCUGUAUAGAUAUCUUGAAUGUAAUCAAAGUAAUUAUUUCUCUUAAUGGCAUCUGACAAGAAGUUAUGUAAUGCUAAAUACUAAGAAACAGCUUGUGGUUGUGUGUGUGUGUGUGUGUGUGUGUGUGUGUGUGUGUGUGUGUGUGUGUGUGUGUGUGUGUGUGUGUGUGUGAUUGUUAU